Momordica charantia (bitter melon) is the source of this 489-nucleotide messenger RNA. RefSeq lists its product as uncharacterized. Gene Ontology annotation, molecular function: enzyme inhibitor activity. Lineage: Eukaryota; Viridiplantae; Streptophyta; Magnoliopsida; Cucurbitales; Cucurbitaceae. The record is from RefSeq and is a predicted model, not a curated record.
AUGGGUGAAAAGAAUCUGGUUUGUUUGUCACUGGUCUUUCUCGCGGCGGCCGUGGCUGUCUUGGCCGGCCACGCCCACGGCGCCGACAUCUGCGCGAAAGCAGAUUACGUGCCCCUCUGCCGGUCCAUGGCGAAGGGCGCCGCCAAUAAUCCGGCAGUCGCCUUAAAGGUAGCCAUGGAAAAGAUGAUCGUCGAAACCAAACGCGCCAAAGCAGCGAGCGCCAAAAUAGGCAAAUCCCCGGCACUGUUGCUGUGCGCGGAGAACUAUGGCUACAACAUUUCGUACCUGCAGGAAUGCCUGAUGCUUCUGAAGAUCAAGGACAAAAACACGCUGAUGAUCCGGCUGUCCGCGGUUGUGGCGACAUACGGCGUGUGCGACGACGCCAUCGGCGAGAGCGGCAUCGUCACGCAAGCUGCGAGCUUGGUGUCAAUCGAUAAAAGGCUGACGCAAAUGACUAGCAAUUGCUUGCACUUCACCAGCUUGACUUAG